Messenger RNA from Exophiala spinifera, 3012 nucleotides. RefSeq lists its product as uncharacterized. Lineage: Eukaryota; Fungi; Ascomycota; Eurotiomycetes; Chaetothyriales; Herpotrichiellaceae. Gene Ontology annotation, molecular function: GTPase activator activity. The record is from RefSeq and is a predicted model, not a curated record. The transcript is spliced from 2 exons. The coding region runs from base 1 to 3012 and encodes 1003 amino acids. Gene Ontology annotation, biological process: regulation of mitotic cytokinesis.
AUGGAGUACAGUCAAGAGCACAUUGCAACACUAUGUGCCGUUGGCACAGUCGGCAUUGCAGCGGCAGGCCUGGCAUUGGGCACGAGCGAUGGAGAGUCCUACCUUAUCAAGCCUGGCAAGAGGAAGGCUCCUGGCUCGAGUGCGGCAACAAGAUCUCCAGUCUCUCCCGAGCUCCCACUCAACACGCGUCCGAAAACGUCUCAACCUUCACAAACUCCAUCUGCGCUUUCGGGAAGAAUCGAACGCCGGCUCUCGGCGUCACUCCUACGAAGAAGGACGUUCUAUUCAAACACACCGUCCGCUGCCGCUACCGAAAGUAUCGGAGCCGUGUCUCGUGAGAGCUCUGUGAGCAGGCAUUCCAUAUUAAGGCCCUGGACGUCCGAUCGCGACUCGUCCACGGAAAGAAGAGAAGCGACACCCAGUUCAUCAUGGUUGAGACGCAUCUCAAGCCUCUCGCGCGGCAGAAACAGCAGUCCCGCAUCAUCUUCUUCACGAUUAGACGAGUCUCCCCACACUUCACGACCAUCCUUCAACGAACUUGACCGGCCUAACAAGCUUGUCAAACGGAACUCUUCCAGACUCAUCCUUCAGUCUGACCGUGAAACGCCUGCCUUGCUCCGACGGCCGGCGACGAGCCACCAGAGGUCUGCCACAUUGUCCGGGCCCCCAUACACUCGACCGUUGACAACAGAAUCUGUUCUGGAGACCGAGGCUGCGCGAUAUGUAUCGAAAGCACCAUCCUGGAGACCUUUUUUCGAUUCGGGAUACGCAAGGAAGAGGUAUUCCUCGAAUGGACAGCGGGAAGUUCAUGUUCGCACUGUAUCAAAACCCCAAUACCCACCUACUCUCCUAUUGGGUACAUCUGUGACUCCUCGGGAAAUUCAUGACAGUCAAGACAUUCGGCCAGAACCUUUCUCGGACCCUGUAGUACCGUCUGGGACUCGACGACAUAGGAUGCGUCGUCCUAUGGGUUCAAUCAGGCGGGGACUUCCCCAACGUCAUUUUACUGACCCAAUAGUCCGAGUCAGUAAAGAUGAAGCCUACGGCAACAUCGUACCUCCAACUGGCUUUCCAGGCCUCUCUCCAAUGUCGAAUAUAUCCGAUUUUGACAUCGACUUACCUAUUGGCACGCCACAGAUCACGUCUAGCCCCCCUUCGUAUGGUCCUCCGCAACACCGCUUUACUGUGCAGAAGAGGAUGUCGGUCGCUCCCUCGGAUCCAACCACAGCAAGCUCCGACAACGAUACCCGAAUAUUUACGGACGAUGACUCGAUGGAUUUCCACAGCGACACUGCUUACGACUCUUUAGCUACACGAGCUACGGCGAGCAGUCAUUCUGGCUUUCGCCAGCCCAAGAUAGAGACCAUUUUUGACGAGAUGUCGGUUGAUCAACAAUCUCCUACGGCUUCCGGUAUCGAAGAUUUGAUGCAAAAGGUUGCGUUGGAUGACUUUUCUGCACAUUUAGGCUCUGCACGUCGUCUGCCUCCUAGUGCGAACCUGGGCAUCGGUAUUGAGGGUCUAGAGGGGCCUGAGACAGCGAGAAACGGCAGCCCCAAUCAAGCAUCCACUCCGGUAAAGGAUCCCUUGGCUGAGACGGAGGAUUUCGUUUCAACACCAGUACCUAAGAAGCCGAACCGCAUCGCCGCCAGACUUGAUUCGUCUCCUCCUUCUAUCAGUUCUUUCGGUGGUGUUCACAAUGCCGAGCCUAGGCUACCUCGAAUGAUGGAUCUUGACGAAGAGGACAUCGAUUGGUCACCCAAAUCCGACGGUCACAAGCUCGAAACUGGUGAUAUUGCUGCUCCGAACCAAUUCCAGUUGGGCUUUGACCAAAUGCUUGAAAAUGACUUUGAUGAGCAGCAGUCGAUAAAACGAUCGUCGAUUUUUGACUGGUCAGAACAUCAAAAGAUUGGAAGUGACCAAUCUGAUGGGGUCAGCCCGAGGCCGAAAACUGUUCACGGUAAGCAUGGUAACAACCUAGGCCGCAGCAGAGCAUCUGGACGUAAGAGCAAUGCAGCUAUGCACUUACGAAGUCAGAGCGUGCCAGUGAAUCGAGACAGCUUAACGGAAGCAGAUUUGCCAUCUUCUGCCUCUAAGUUCGGCACCUGGGCCCUCGGCACAAAACCGGUCAGCGAAGAAUGGAGCGACGACUUUGAAUUUGACGAUGUCGACGAAAAUGAGGAAGUGGUGGAGGAUCCAAUUGACGACCAGGCGAGGAAGCGAGAGUCUUUACGUAGCAGCGUCCGAGUUCCUCAGUCGAUCAUGGACCGUCAACAGAGCGUGCACAUUCAAUUUGGCCAAGUCAGGGAUUUUAUGCUUCUGGUAGAAGAAUUGAAGCGGUUACGUGUUAGAGGCACAAUGUUGGGUCUAGUCAACAGCCAUUCACGACAAUUGUGGGAAGAUGCCGUCAGCAUCAUCGAUCUUGCAACGGUCAAUGAAGACGAAGACGAUGUACCUCGCCCCUCUUCGCCCGGAUCUUCAGAUACGUUUGGUGAGGAAACGCCACCUCAAAAGCGUUUAACGGAGGACGACACUGGAAGGUUCGAGCUCGGGCGAGGACCGAAUCGCCGUUCGAUCUCGAGUCCUGCCACACCCCCGUAUGGACGAUCUCGUGGUGAAAGCCUUCAAACCAAAACCUUUUUGCAGACCAUUCACCAAAGUCGGAACGGGGUUGAGUCAUCACCAGUACCAGCGAUUAGGGAAAAGCUGCCAUUUGACACUCAAGAUCUGAAAGAUCUCGUGAUAAGAGCAGGGGUUAUUACGCGGGCCUUGAAAGAGAUUAUUCGAAAGGCAGAAGGGGUGUCUCUAAGCCCUGAGAAACCAUCGGCACAAUUCCAAGAUCCUGUAUUCCGCCAGAUCUUCAACCCACCCGACUCCUCGCCCAGCCCGGGUUUCAAGAAGCCCGGCCUCCCAAAGAGUAGAAGUGCAAAUAGCUAUCUGGAUGGGGGUGGACCAUCGACGGACCAUGACCUUUCAUCGCCUUUGAGCUUCACAAAGGUUGUUGAGGCCAAUUGA